Cornus florida is the source of this 1022-nucleotide messenger RNA. Its product is annotated as transmembrane emp24 domain-containing protein p24beta2-like. The transcript has 5 exons. Bases 153 to 791 code for a protein of 212 amino acids. Lineage: Eukaryota; Viridiplantae; Streptophyta; Magnoliopsida; Cornales; Cornaceae. Gene Ontology annotation, cellular component: endoplasmic reticulum-Golgi intermediate compartment; endoplasmic reticulum; Golgi apparatus. Gene Ontology annotation, biological process: intracellular protein transport; Golgi organization; endoplasmic reticulum to Golgi vesicle-mediated transport. The record is from RefSeq and is a predicted model, not a curated record.
ACUUAUAAAACUGUACACUAUAACACAAGUAUCCAAACACAAAUCUAAAUUGGUCGCGUACGACUAAAAACCUUGGAAACAUUUCUGUGUUGUACGAUAAUAAAUCUAAGCUACAUCGAACUCAAUUCUGUCAAAUUCUUCAAAAACAAAAGAUGAAAAUUUCUUCCCCGGUGUUGGCUGUUGUCGUAACGCUGGGGUUUUUAUCGAGCCUGCAAGUGGUGUUUGGGAUUAGAUUUGUGGUUGACAGGGAAGAAUGCUUCUCACAUAAAGUAGAAUACUCACAUGAUACGGUUCAUGUCUCGUUCGUUGUGAUUAAGAAUGAGGGAACAUGGCAUUAUACUCGAGACGGGGUUGAUCUAGUGGUGAAAGGACCUACUGGUAUUCAGAUUCAUGAUUUACGUGACAAGAUAAGUGAGAAGUAUGACUUUGUGGCUCAGCAGGAAGGACUCUACAGUUUCUGCUUCACUAACAAGUCUCCUUAUGAUGAAACCGUAGAUUUUGAUGUUCAUGUAGGUCACUUCUCAUCAUAUGAUCAGCAUGCAAAAGAUGAGCAUUUCAAACCUUUGUUAGAACAGAUAGCUAAAUUAGAAGAAGCUCUAUACAAUAUUCAGUUCGAACAGCAUUGGCUAGAGGCUCAGACUGAACGCCAGGCAAUAGAAAAUGAAGGAAUGAGCCGGACGGCAGUCCAGAAAGCUCUCUUUGAAUCGGCUGCCCUAAUUGGAGCUAGCGUUCUCCAAGUUUAUCUUCUACGCCGUCUGUUCGAGCGGAAGCUUGGGAUGUCCAGAGUUUAGCCUCAGCACUACCAUGGGUUGUAGAAUUUCAGAGCCUUGAGUUAUUGUUUUUUUAUUGCCCCUAUCUAGAAUAGCUUAGGCACUGGUGUGGGGAUAUUUAUUAUUAGAAACCUUUACUUGCGGACUUAUGUUAUCCCUCCCUGGAAAAUGAUAUGUAGAAGAAACAGUCGACCAUUUUACACCUCGGACGUUUAAAUAAAAGAGCCUAAUGAUGAUGUUUGUUCAGCAAAA